This is a messenger RNA of Hansenula ciferrii, 999 nucleotides long. RefSeq names its product glycosyltransferase family 34 protein. Gene Ontology annotation, biological process: protein N-linked glycosylation. The record is from RefSeq and is a predicted model, not a curated record. NCBI's taxonomy places the organism in Eukaryota, Fungi, Ascomycota, Saccharomycetes, Phaffomycetales, Wickerhamomycetaceae. Bases 1 to 999 code for a protein of 332 amino acids. The transcript has a single exon. Gene Ontology annotation, molecular function: glycosyltransferase activity. Gene Ontology annotation, cellular component: Golgi membrane.
AUGGUAUAUGUUGACAAGGACAUAGAGUCCAAUCUCAAAUAUGCACCAAGGUCUCGCAAUGUGUUUUCAACUGUGAAAUCAACAUUGGUCAAAUAUAGAAAAGUUGUGAUACUGUUGAUAUCUUUGAUAUUUUUAUCGUUAUUCACCGACGUUCCAUUUGUUCCUCAUUUAAAGCUUUCACAACCAAAUGUGGUAAUUAUAUUAGCUGCUAAUGAAGGUGGUGGUGUCUUGAAAUGGAAAGGUGCUCAAGAAUGGUCCAUAGAGAGAUCAUCUAUUGCUAAUAAAAAAGAUUAUGCUAAAAGACAUGGUUAUGAUUUGACUAUUAAAGAUCUAACUGUUAAAAAAAGAUAUAGUCAUGAAUGGAGAGAAAGCUGGGAAAAAGUUGAUAUACUAAAACAAGCAAUGAGACAAUAUCCAAAAGCUGAAUGGUUUUGGUGGUUAGAUUUACAUACAUACAUUAUGGAACCACAACUUUCUUUAGAAGAACAAAUUUUCAGUAAAUUAGAUAAUUUGACUUAUAGACAAUUAACAGAUUUUAACCCAUUACAAUUGAAAACUGAUAUUCCAUAUGUUGAUUAUUCACAACCUAUUGAUUUAUUAAUUACACAAGAUUGUGGUGGUUUCAAUUUAGGUUCAUUUAUCGUUAGAAGAUCACAAUGGACUGAAGCGUUAUUAGAUAUAUGGUGGGAUCCAGUUUUUUAUGAACAAAUGCAUAUGACAUGGGAACAUAAAGAACAAGAUGCUUUAGAAACAUUAUAUAACGCUCAAGCAUGGAUUAGAGAACGUGUUGGAUUUCUUCCUUUAAGAUCAAUUAAUGCAUUCCCACCAGGUGCUUGUUCAGAACAAUCUAAUGAUCCAAGAUAUUUCUAUAGUGAUAAGGAAAGAGAUUUUGUUGUCAAUAUGGCUGGUUGUGAUUGGGGUAGAGAUUGUUGGAAUGAAAUGGAACAUUAUAAAGCUUUAAGUAAAAAAUUACAAAGACCUUGGUAUAAGUUUUGGUGA